Messenger RNA from Gloeophyllum trabeum ATCC 11539, 1352 nucleotides. Its product is annotated as ankyrin. The record is from RefSeq and is a predicted model, not a curated record. NCBI's taxonomy places the organism in Eukaryota, Fungi, Basidiomycota, Agaricomycetes, Gloeophyllales, Gloeophyllaceae. Gene Ontology annotation, molecular function: protein binding. The transcript is spliced from 7 exons. The annotation marks the transcript as partial.
GGACUUCGGACGGGCGCACGACGAGCUAAGUGACGACGAGGAGUCCUUUCAAUAUCCGGGCACCUCCAGUGCAAGCAAUGCCUUAGUGGAAGGGCCUUCUGGUGGUCAUCAGGACGUUGACUCAGACGACGAGGAAUUCGUCUAUCCUGGCGUUAUCUAUCCUCAAGCGGGGCCUAACGGCACAACACAGCAGGCUGCCGCAGAUCCUGUCCUUGUGUCAGUACCGCUGCCACCACCUCAGCCUGUCCCUCAGCACGCAUCUCCCGCUCAACUAGAAGCUCUCUAUGCUGCAUCUUCUUCUGGAGAUCUUAAGCUGUUGAAGAACUUGUUCCGUAAUGCACUGCAAUCCGAAAACGUCGAAGCUUUUGCACUUGCCAAUGACGCAUCAUCUCGCACCGGCCUUACUGCCCUGCACGCGGCUGCUAGCAGAGGCUACUUGGAUAUCAUCAAGUGGUUGAUGGAGGAUUGCGGUGCUAUGCCUGACCUGGAGGAUAAAGAAGGGGAGACGGCCCUGCACAAAGCCGCGCUCAAUGGUCACUUGUCGAUCGUCAAAUACCUCCUUCCCGACAAGGCAGACGUCCAUGCACGAGAUGCAGAUGGGUGGACGGCCCUGCAUAAUGCGUGUUCCAAGGGCUAUCUGGACAUUGUCAGAUGGUUAUGCGAGAAUGCUGGUGCUGCUACGGAGGUCGAUGGCGUGCGCGGAGUCGACCUACGGAGUAAGGGUGGCUGGACGCCGCUCAGUACGUUCGUUCGUUCGCAUCCACGGCAAUUAUCGCUGACAUAUAGGACUGUAGUGAAUGCAGCUUCCAAAGGACACUUACCUGUUGUGAAUUACUUGCUCAACAAACAGACAGCAAAUCCCCUUGUUAGAAAUAACUGGGGAGAAACCGCGUAUGAUGCUGCGGCUGCUGUCUUUGAAGUGUGGAUAUGCGAGGUCCUGCAGAAAGCCGAGGCCGAGCAAUGGAGAGGGACCACUGUUCUUUAUGAUCCUUUGGCUGUUCACACAACCGUGCCCCUGGUCUUGUAUGAGAAUCAGAGACUCGACGCCCGUCUGAAGACCCUAGCUGUGUCUGGGGGCCGACCGAGAUUCUCUGCCUCAGGUCUGGGGAAGCAGGGCCGUCGUGCACCGUUCGAGCUCAAGUUGCCGAAGCCCGAUGAUUCUGGUAAAAAGGAAAUACCAGCUUGGCGCAGUGAUGUCCAUUUGCCAUUCUUGGAAGAGCCUUUCAAGCUGCCUCCGCCAGUUAAAGAGGAUCCGGCGACUCAGGGAGCAGAGAGAAGCCAUUUCUGGCUGUCAGAUUGGACGCUGGAUGUUACACCUCCCGCGGUAGACGCCGAUGAAGGAUGGCAGUACG